UGUAGUUUAAAAAAAGCCCACCUUUGUAGCCCAAACAGUCUAGUGUCGGGGAAACAGCUGUCCGAACUCGAAUCCCGCCUCCUCGUCGUCGUCGUCGUCGUCCGCCGCAACUUUCAAAUUUCAGUGAUGUCUACUGCAAGGGUGUUUAGGGGCACUAGGGUUUUACUCGAGGCAGCCAAGGCUGCCACCAAACACUCGUCGUCGUCCUCGACCUCCUCCUCCGCCGCAACUGCUGCAGCGACUGCUAAGAAGAAGCCACCAACUGGCGCAACCACCAAAGCUGCUGCUUCUCGCUCCAAGUCAACCACUGCAGCGGCUAAACCGAAGCCGAAUGCGAAGCCGAAGACGAAGCCGGUGAAGCAACCCCGGGCUCCUCCGAGUCCCAACUCUGGGGUUUUUAAAUUGACUCCUGUCUCUCCUGCUCUCAAUGACUUCCUCGGCGUCUCCGAAUCCUCCCGCUCCGAUGCAGUCAAGAAAGUCUGGGAGCACAUCAAACAUAACAAUCUCCAGAACCCUGCAAAUAAGAGAGAGAUUUACUGUGAUGACAAGCUCAAGACACUGUUUGAAGGAAGAGAGAAAGUUGGGAUGCUGGAGAUUGCAAGGAUACUCUCUGGACAUUUUGUGAAGACUGGCUAACUGCAAAUGGAUUUACUAAACCAUUGGGAUGACAGUGCAGUUUUUACUUUUUAGUUAUUAACUUGUGGCUUGUGGAUCUGCCCCCUUUAGGAUAGCACGAUAUGUGUUGUUUGACAUUUCGGAUGAAACUUGUGACUUGAAUCUUUAUGCUACUCAUCCUGUGUAUUCUAUCCCGGAACAACUCGGUGCUUCACUGUCUUCUUAAUAUUGUUCUCCAUGUUUACAAAUUUGUUUUCUUGACAAUGAUGCGAUUGCUGUUCAUGGAUA
This is a messenger RNA of Coffea eugenioides, 903 nucleotides long. Its product is annotated as upstream activation factor subunit spp27-like. NCBI's taxonomy places the organism in Eukaryota, Viridiplantae, Streptophyta, Magnoliopsida, Gentianales, Rubiaceae. Gene Ontology annotation, cellular component: nucleus. Bases 127 to 636 code for a protein of 169 amino acids. The record is from RefSeq and is a predicted model, not a curated record. The transcript has 2 exons.